UUAGUUGUAUAUUCUCUCAAUAUACCAAUAGAAAUAAUUCAAGUUUAUUUUUUAUUUUUUUAUUUGUGUAAUUAGUACGUAGUUUUAAGAUGAAAUUAUGCAAUUCUAAUUUAGUUUUAUUAAUGUUUGAACUUCUUAUUAAUAGACGUUAUAUCAGAUACAUAACAUAGAAUUAAUAUACAUUUCAUAUAAGUACUUGGUAUGGAUAAACAAAAUUUAUAAAUUAACCCGAAUGUAAGGUAUUUACACGUGCUUUUUUCCUCAUAAUAAAGAGGCAAAUAUCUCCUAAUUUGUUAUAGCUUGCUAAUUCUUUUCUCUAAAUUUAUUAAUGCUUUGCAAGUUAGCAAUAGUAGAACACAAGGAUGAGCUGGUCGGGUCAACCUCCGGAUCUCAAAAAGUAUUUAAAAAAAAGGCUAAAUGUCAAGUUGAAUGCCAACUGCUUAGUUGUUGGGACUCUUCGUGGGUUUGAUCAGUUCAUGAAUUUGGUCAUUGACAACACUGUGGAAGUUAAUGGUAAUGAGAAGAAUGAAAUUGGCAUGGUGGUAAUUCGUGGUAAUAGUGUGAUGACAAUUGAAGCAUUGGAGCCAGUCGCCAGACCACAGUAG
This is a messenger RNA of Lycium barbarum (goji berry), 605 nucleotides long. RefSeq names its product probable small nuclear ribonucleoprotein G. The coding region runs from base 363 to 605 and encodes 80 amino acids. The transcript is spliced from 4 exons. Gene Ontology annotation, biological process: spliceosomal snRNP assembly; mRNA splicing, via spliceosome. Gene Ontology annotation, cellular component: catalytic step 2 spliceosome; U12-type spliceosomal complex; U1 snRNP. The record is from RefSeq and is a predicted model, not a curated record. Lineage: Eukaryota; Viridiplantae; Streptophyta; Magnoliopsida; Solanales; Solanaceae. Gene Ontology annotation, molecular function: RNA binding.